UUUAAAUAUAAAAAAACUUGCUGUAUUCAAAGGAACAUACUGAUAAAAUAUUUACAUCCAAGAAGUAUGACUCCCUCUAAAAUUUUUUUGCAAUGCCGCUAGCUUCAUAUCCCGCAUAAAUCAUCCCCAAAAAGUAUUGUUUAACUAAUAACAUAACAUAGCUAUUUACCAUACAAAGGUCCGCAAUUGGAACAGACAAAAAUGGUGCUGUUUAAUGGAAAUGGAAAUCUUUUUAAAACAAAAUGUACUAAGAUAUUAAGAUCAUUGUAUUAAUUUUUUGUGUUAAAAUUGUGUUUACACAAUUAUAUUGAUCUUACCAGGUUUUAUUUCAAAGCAUCUUAGUUAUUCAUAAUUUUAUGUAUUCAUUCAUUCUUUAUACAGCUCGCAUAUUUAAAAACCAAUUAUUCUAUUAGAAUCAAGUUAUAUGUAAUAUGUGAAACUUAUUAUGGAUUACAGAAGCUUUAUUUACUAUUUUCCUCUUUGUCACGGAAUUUUGUUUUUGGUUUCUUUUUUACGUCAGUUAGUGCUACUAUCAUGACGUUUUAUUACGUUGAUAUAUUAUGACGUCAUAAUCAUUUCUGUAUAGAAACCAGUAAGGUUUGGCAGAUUUUAGAAGCGCUCAAAGGCAAACUAUUUGUUUUGUCAUGGUUUGUGAAAGUUUUCUUUGGAAAUCUUAUUCACAAACCAUGGACAUUUCAAGCAAGGCAUUGAUUCAUUACAACGAAAAGUUGAGGCGAGAAUAUGAAAUUGUCUGCCUGUUCGUAGGAAAGAUUGGUUUCUUGAAUACUAGAACUGGAGAAGUUACCUCAAGAUCCAGGCGUGCAGAACAUCUUUGUUUACCGAGGGUCGCAUCGAGCGACGGUGGAAACUAUAGUGUCAAGAAAUCUCUGAGUGACGGAAUUAUAGAGACCGGAAGUUGCACACAGAUUAUCAAGGCAAAAGGUCAUCAACUCGCUGAUGUCAAGGACGACCAUCAUAAUUUCGACAUAAACAACAACCAACAGCAUCGUGAACAAAGCGAGGGCUCAACAAAAAAGUGGUCUUUGAUCCAGACUGGAUCCUCAAAUGAAGACGAGGAUGAUACUGAGAGAACUUGCAGGGAAUUAGAAUUGGAGGCUAGAGCGGCAAGACAAAAACAGAUAGAGGACUUCUUUACUGAUCCCGUUGACCGGGAGAUAUUUCCAUUAAAUCCCCCCGAAACCCCAACAACCCGCAUUUACCGACCCAUUGAGAUACCGACAGCAGAAGAGAGUAUUUCGAUAAUGUUGGCCAAAUUUAGCGCAGCCUUUCGGGACAAAGACUUCAUGCGGGAGGUGUAUGAAUAUCGCCGUUUACCGAGGCCACCAGCCCGAGGACUGGCACCACUAUCCUAUGAAUGGCUGACACUAAACACGUACUUUGGACUAAUGCAAUCCACAGAACAACAGGAUCCCGGGGAUCCGCAGGUCAACGCAAAUAUCCAACAAAGUCUUGAUACUGAAAUUGAAACAAAAGACGAUCAAGGAAUCAGAGAAUCUGAUUCAUAUUUUAGCGUAGAGGAAGAUGAAGAGAAUAAAUUUGGAACAAAUUGGUUCGUUCGAGUUUUUUGUUGCGGCGCAAACUCCAUUUCAAAGAAGGAGAGACGAGGAGAUGGAGAGAAAAGCAAAGGAUUUCUUUCCCGCCUCAGGAGAUUUUUCGGGAAGAAAUAAAGAGUCCGAGCUACCAUGAGAAACUUUCAUUAACUAUGCUGUCUUUCAAUUUGAAAAAGAAAGAGAACUCU
Magallana angulata is the source of this 1759-nucleotide messenger RNA. RefSeq lists its product as uncharacterized. The record is from RefSeq and is a predicted model, not a curated record. The coding region runs from base 645 to 1688 and encodes 347 amino acids. The transcript is spliced from 12 exons. Lineage: Eukaryota; Metazoa; Mollusca; Bivalvia; Ostreida; Ostreidae.